GUCUAGUUGAAUCAGUACGACUUCUUCUCCUCCUUCCUUCUUUAAGUCUUUCCGUUGAUUGAUUCCGAUCUGAAAUCUCUCUCUCGAUUUCAAUUUUAAAUGAACGAUUUGUUUUCCAGCUCAUUCUCACGCUUCCGCGGAGAACCAUCCCCUCGCCGAGACAUUCCCGGAGGAGGCGACGGAGUUCAGAUGGCGAAUCCCGCGGGAUCAACCGGUGGUGUCAACCUCGACAAGUUUUUCGAAGAUGUUGAAUCUGUGAAAGAAGAGUUAAAGGAGCUAGAUCGGCUAAACGAAACACUCUCUUCCUGUCACGAGCAGAGCAAGACGCUUCACAAUGCUAAAGCCGUUAAAGAUCUCCGGUCUAAAAUGGACGGUGACGUUGGAGUCGCGUUGAAGAAGGCGAAGAUGAUUAAGGUUAAACUCGAGGCGCUAGAUCGUGCCAAUGCUGCUAAUCGGAGUCUCCCUGGCUGUGGACCUGGUUCUUCCUCCGAUCGAACCAGGACCUCUGUCCUCAAUGGUCUCAGGAAGAAAUUGAAGGAAUCUAUGGAUAGUUUCAACCGCUUGAGGGAGCUUAUCUCGUCCGAGUAUAGAGAAACUGUACAGAGGAGGUAUUUUACCGUCACCGGCGAGAAUCCGGACGAAGGAACCCUAGAUCGACUUAUUUCAACUGGAGAGAGUGAGAGAUUCUUGCAGAAAGCAAUACAAGAACAAGGAAGGGGAAGGGUGUUAGACACCAUUAACGAGAUCCAGGAAAGGCAUGAUGCGGUUAAAGACAUUGAGAAGAAUCUCAGGGAGCUUCACCAGGUGUUUCUAGACAUGGCGGUGCUGGUAGAGCACCAGGGAGCUCAGCUUGAUGACAUCGAGAGUCAUGUGGGUCGAGCUAACUCCUUUAUCAGAGGCGGAACUGACCAGCUACACACCGCUCGGGUUUACCAGAAGAACACGCGAAAAUGGACAUGUUACGCCAUUAUUAUUCUCAUCAUCAUCAUAGUUGUUGUGGUUCUUCUUGUUUUAAAACCAUGGAACAAUGGAGACGGUGGUGGUGGUGGUGGUGGGGCUGGGGCUGGUGGGGGUAACAGUGGAGGAAAUCAACCAAAUUCAGGGACACCACCAAGUCCUCCUCAGGCAAGGCGUCUAUUGCGUUGAAGUUGAGUUUCCUUAUUUGCAAAUAUAUUCGUUCUUCGAAAAACCUUUAAUCAAACCAGCUUUGUGUUUCUACUUUCUCUGCUGGUUUGUUGUUAAUCUCCCUUGUAUUUGAUUUUUCUGAAAGAAUUUAUAAUUUGGUAUAGAUGAGAAAAUUAGUAGGACAUUCUCUUUGUAUCUAUGUUUGCUAUAUGGGUUAUUUUUACUUUUAUGUGAUUUCAGGGUUUAUCACUUCUUUUUCUAUUUGGUUGGAAGUAUAUGAGCAUUUCUAGUUCAACCGAUAACACAAAAACUAAAUUAGUCUUGGCGUUUUCCAAGUUCGAAUAUGAUACUAAAUCUAGAAUUUGAUA
Molecule: messenger RNA, 1493 nt
Organism: Arabidopsis arenosa
Lineage: Eukaryota; Viridiplantae; Streptophyta; Magnoliopsida; Brassicales; Brassicaceae
Source: the annotation of a GenBank genome assembly